Mesocestoides corti is the source of this 1311-nucleotide messenger RNA. Lineage: Eukaryota; Metazoa; Platyhelminthes; Cestoda; Cyclophyllidea; Mesocestoididae. The record is from the annotation of a GenBank genome assembly.
AUGUUCGAUAAAGACUGCAAAGUGGAUCGAAGACCCGUGGAGAUUGUGGUUCGCGAGGGCCUUCUCAGGACCCUAGAAGAUGCUUACCCAAACGUGCUCUCGGUUGACGAUCUAAUCCGCCUCACCAACGUGGAUGACACGGGUCUGCUUGUUAAACAACUGGAGGAGCUUGAAAAGACUAACGUCAUACAACCAGUUUGUAUCGAGAGUGCCACCGAUAAGAAGAUGGGCUAUCGACGCAAACUCCAUGUUCUUCACAAGGUUGAAGUCAUUGCCGGUGCCGAUAAACUUAAAUCCCUUUCUGAUGAACAGAAACCAACGGUUGCUAUCAUAACGAAUCUCCUUUGCGAAAAGUUGGCAGUCGAUGCCUUAAUCGAACGUGACUCCAACGUGUACACAAUUGGCUAUAUUGGCUCCGUGAAGGUUAUUUCUGUCAAGUUACCCAUGGUUGGUUGGGAACUCCAGGCUAAAAUUUCAUCUGGCAGCAUUACUACUCGACUUUUGGGUACCUUCCAGUCAAUCCAACACGUAAUUCUUGCGGGAGUUGGCGGUGGCGUGCCCCACGUCUACGAAUUCGACAAGCACUCACGCCUUGGCGAUGUCGUCGUCUCUGCACCCGCCUCCUCCUCCUCCUCCUACGCCCAGUGUGAGCCCCCUGGCCCUCCCCAGCCGUGGUAUGUCUUUUGCGAGAAGGUAGUUGAACUCAACGGGACCUCCACCGUUGCCGACAACGCUGAAGCCCACCAACAGCCCGUCGUGUUUGCACAUAAGAACUUCGCCCCCAAGGACCCCGUGUUGCUGAACUGCGCCAAAGCUCUGGCCGAAGCCAGUCCCACGUCCUGGCAUUCGAUUAUAAAGGAGGCCUCAGGCAACCUCAAGGACCACGAAUUCGAUUUCACGCGACCACCUCCGGAGACGGAUAAACUCAAAAUUCAGGUGAGUCCACUCAUUGGUGAUGAGAUGACGGUUGACGUUAAGCAUCCUGAGCCUCCAGCAGAACUGCCUCAACCUCCGCUUGUCCGCUUUGGUUGUAUUGGUUCGGGGCACGCAGUCACGCAAUGCCAUGGCUUACGAGAGAUGUUUGCCAUCAAUCAGCAGCUGCUAGCUUACGAUGCAGAAUUUGAUCAAGUCCUUGAAUCCCUUCUCGGAAACGGAAUCGCGUCCUUCCUGGUUGUACGUGGAAUUGCAGACUACGCGGAAGGUCGACAGGGAACUGAGGCAUCCGGUGGCAUGACCAGUUGGCAACCAUAUUCAGCACUGACAGCGGCCUCAUUUACCCGAGCGCUUGUUCUCAAACUACAGUCCUUGUAG